CUCCGGAAUGGGUCUGGGGGCUCCGGAAUGGGUCUGGGGGCUGCCCCACACCUGGGGGAGCCUAUGGGAGUGAGCGUGGACAGUGCCAGGAGUGGCGUGAGGGUCUCUGACCACAAGGGCUACGGCCCCGCCACGCAGGUGCGGUGGCUGCAAGAGUCGAGCAAGGACGGAGGCGCCGGGAAACCGGGCAGCAAACGGCCGCUGGCGUCCCCCGACCUGAAAUCCGCUCCAAAGAAGCCCAAGGCUGAAGGGCAGUGAAGGACCCCCGGGACCCACCCCCCAAAAAAAAAAUCCCGGGACCCCCCCC
This is a messenger RNA of Hirundo rustica (Barn swallow), 307 nucleotides long. Its product is annotated as host cell factor 1-like. Lineage: Eukaryota; Metazoa; Chordata; Aves; Passeriformes; Hirundinidae. The transcript is spliced from 3 exons. Bases 28 to 258 code for a protein of 76 amino acids. The record is from RefSeq and is a predicted model, not a curated record.